Molecule: messenger RNA, 1680 nt
Organism: Rotaria socialis
Lineage: Eukaryota; Metazoa; Rotifera; Eurotatoria; Philodinida; Philodinidae
Source: the annotation of a GenBank genome assembly
AUGGACUUCGAUAUUGAUGCCGUACUUGAUCAAUUAGAAAAGACACUCAAUCAAUCGGAUCAUGAAGAUAAAACAACAGAACAAAUUAUUCAAACGCCUUCGUCUUCUUCUACUUUAACAAAAUCAGUUGAUGAUUUACUUUUACUUGAUCUUGAUCCUCUUGGACAUCCAGAAGAUAAUGAUAAUAAUCAAGAAAACGAUGAUAAACUUGAGCGUAUUAAACAGGACCUUCAAGAAUUGUAUGCAUCAUCAGUUGUAAUUGAUACAUCAUCCGUACCAAUACCUAUUCUACCUGAUCUUAUUGGUCAACAAGACGAAUUAUCAUCAACACCAUUACCAUUAGCUGUUGAACAACUUGAACUUGAAGUGCGACAAGAAGUUUUACAGCAUACUCUUGAACAGACAUCUUCUUCAUUAUUAUCACCAGAUAUAACAAAUAUUUCGAAUAGUCACCAUGAUGAUGAAAAAGAAACGGCUAUAUUUUCAACAUCAUCAAUUUCGGAUGAAGAAGAACAUCAUCAACGAGAACUAGAAGAAAAUUUAACGUCUUCACCGGACAAUGAAGCAACAAAAAGAUUAACUAACUUUACAUUUCAAAAUGAACCUGAUCUGAUUCAACAUGAAACAUCCUCAACGCAAACACAGUUUGUCUUACAUAGUGUCGAUAGUAUUGUAAAUGCGCCGAUGGGAUCUAAUCUUGACGAUUUUAUCGUGUCCAGUUCACCGAUGAGUGAAAUAAUGCCACUUCAGCUAACUUCUGAUGUUUUCUUUACAUCAUGUGAUGAUAAUGAAGAAAAAUCAAUACAAUUACCAUCUGAAGAUCUCAUAGUUGAAUCUUCACUACGUUCUUCUCCUUCGAAUAAUGUCACAAACACUGCAACUACACAAGAUUUUGAUCUUGUUAAAAAUGUCCUAUCGGAAAUAUUUGAUAAAAAUGAUGAAGAAAUACUUGACGAAAAUCCUAUUGAAGAAAAAGAAUCUGAGUUAGUCAAUAUUGAAAAACAUGAUAUGUCUUCACCAACAAUGCUUUCACCGUCGUUAUUGAAUACAAAUAAUGAUGAUGAUGACUUUCGUUUUCUUGAUGAUAUGCUUGCAAGUAUUGAUGGUCAUGAUACUGAUAUUCAUCAAUUAACUUCAGCUGAAAUUGAUCGUGUUGACAGUUUACUUAAAGAUAUCGUUAAUUCACAUAAAAGAGAAGCAGCAGAGACACCUCCUAAUGAUAUCGAACCUUGUCCACCUCCAUCUCCUCCUCUUUCUGAACAAGCAUCAAUAUCACCAAAUGAAUUUUCUGGUUUACAAAUAGCACAGUCAGUAGCAGCACCUGUCGAUGAAGAACUCAUUCGUGUUGAACAAGAAUGGGCGGAAUUAACUGAAGCAGAGAAAACACUCGGUUCAGUUAAGCCCGAAUGGGUUAGUGAUGAGCUAGCAACUGGAUGUACGAAAUGUACUGCAAAAUUUUCAAUAACUCGUCGUCGGCAUCAUUGUCGAGCUUGUGGAAAGGUUUUUUGUUCGACAUGCUGUUGGCAAAAAAUUAAAUUAAUUCACAAUGAUAGUAAAGAAGAUCGAGCUUGCAACGAUUGUAUUAAAACUAUAAAUCAUGUUGAAUACUUAUGGAAUUAUAAGCGUAAUAAUCAAAAACCUCGGUCAUCUGUAUUACGCAAAAAGACAGGUAAGAAUUGA